GACAGGUUUCAGUUGAGCUCAAGCCAUCAGUCAUCCACCUUAAUUUUAUAAUUAUUUUUUCUGUAUUCUAUAUUUUUUGUUUAAUAUUUGAUUUUGUGUUUGUUAAGAUUUUUAUAGUUUGUUUGCGUGCCUAAAUAAACAAGAUGCGUUUUGCAAUUGUAACAAUAUUCGUUCUUCUUAUCGCCGCAGUGGCUUUCGCUAAGCCAGCUAAGAGCACACCACCAAACAGCUGCACUCGAGUAUGCCCAACCAACUAUGAACCAGUUUGCGCAAAAGCUAAAAACGGAAAUAAAGAGCGCUUGUUAACUUUUGGUAGUGACUGCGUCAUGAGCAAUUACAACUGUGAUCAUACCGACGACCCUUACGAGAAGAAAUCAAAUGGCGAAUGUGGGAACAAAGUGAGCGUUCGUCUCCAAUAGAUCAACUUAAACGCCCUUUAUUUUAUUGAAAUUUAAUGUUUAAAUAAAGAAACAAUUUUA
Messenger RNA from Episyrphus balteatus (marmalade hoverfly), 479 nucleotides. Its product is annotated as vasotab. Bases 144 to 419 code for a protein of 91 amino acids. The transcript has 3 exons. The record is from RefSeq and is a predicted model, not a curated record. Gene Ontology annotation, molecular function: protein binding. Lineage: Eukaryota; Metazoa; Arthropoda; Insecta; Diptera; Syrphidae.